AUGAAAAGAAAGCACCAGAUGAGGAGUAUGGAAGGGAACGCCAGAGAGGAGAAGAGAGGUAACACCAUGUCGUUGUCGACACUCCUUCGAGGCGCGGCUCGUCAGCUGACUUCUUGUCGCCAAAUGUCAGCAUAUCCCAUUCCCGACACCAUGUUCGGUCUCAGCGAAGACGAAAUUGCGCUGAGGAAAUCCGUUCGUGAUUUUGCUGACAAGGAAUUAGCUCCGCAUGCGCAGACGAUCGAUCAAACCAAUGAGUUCAAAGAGUUACGGCCGUUCUGGAAGAAGCUUGGAGAACACGGAUUGCUGGGUAUCACUGCGCCAGGUGAGUCUCAAUCCUUAUAUUUCGUUUUUUUCCAUUUUUUUGGGCAGGUUGUUUUAAGCAACGAGGGGCUCCUACGAGGUGCAUUGAUUUGA
Cooperia oncophora is the source of this 414-nucleotide messenger RNA. The record is from the annotation of a GenBank genome assembly. NCBI's taxonomy places the organism in Eukaryota, Metazoa, Nematoda, Chromadorea, Rhabditida, Trichostrongylidae.